AUGAGCACUCUUCAACAGUCCCCAAUACUGGGCCUCCCAAACGAAUUGCUCACUGAAAUCUUCCGGCAUGCUGUUCAGCUUCCCAACUGGGAUCUUGCCGCAAGGUCUGACUUUGCAAGCUAUGAUCUGAAAAUCUGCCGAAGGCUAUCCUCCGUGUGCAAGCGAUUCUACAGGAGUUGUUUAAAAUUCAAUUAUCAAACUAUCCGCCUCGGCCCCCGGAUUGAUAGCUGGAGAAGGCCGCCCACACUUGCCUCCAUAGCUCACCUUCACAGUAUUAUGCGGGCGAACUCGGUGAUUCCAGGAUACUGUCAAAACCUGUCCAUCUACACGGGAUUUCCAAGCGACGACUUGUCUGAAGCCCUCGCCUACUUUGCAAAUAAUUUAGUCCCGCUCCUAACUGAAGUCGAUACGCUGGAUUUCAACGGGCCUCUGUCAGCCACUCUUGGCGAUCCAUCAUGGCUUGUUCUUCAGCAAGCCGCCCAACAUAUGCCCAAACUAGCCCACUUGGAGCUUACCGGUCAUAUAAACGACCUUGAGAUAUUCCCGCUUGUCCACCAAGUCGAUUUCAGGGCUUUGCAAACACUCCGCCUUUCGGGCGCUUCUGCCGAACAUGGAACCUGGCAAAGACCAGAAACAAAGAAGGCGACUUUCGACCAACUGUUUCUCGUUGAUAUUAGAGUAAAAGCACACCACCUGAACUUUCUCAUCGACUGGCCCUCAAUGUUGACGACUUUUGUCUUCGAUGAGUUUAAACGCUCAGGGAGUCAUAGCGGACAGCUGGCUCUACCCGAGAUACUACAAAUGUUGCGCAAGCAUAAAGAAACUCUCAAGGUCAUAAAGAUAUGCUCCAUGGGUGCCAGAGUCCCCAUUGAAGAUUCAUUGGAUACAUCCGAUUUCACAGCCCUCGAAGAGCUCACAGUCUCGAGGUGGCAUUUCGGAGAUGUCGACCCGAUAUUCCAAGAGACUGACGUAGAUCUGGUUGCCGCCCCGAAUUUCAAAAGGCUCACGUAUGAUGCGCGUCGCGACAUGUAUCGGCAGAGGCACGGCCAGUUCAAGUCCGACGAUGAAACAUGGGUACGGCGGCUUAUUCAGGGUGCACUCGCCAGAAAUCUUUCCCUGCAGCAGUUCGAAAUCGUCUGCCAGCAAAACAUUCCAGCAACCCGUAUUGAUCCAGUGUACCCGUGGGACAGAAUCAAGCGACUUCAGGAAGAGUUUCGGCCUCGCGGAGUAGAGGUCAUAUGCAACCCGCCUAUCGUCACGAAAUGGGAAUGGAACGCGUUGCAUGAUGUUUUGGACGAUUAA
Clonostachys rhizophaga is the source of this 1302-nucleotide messenger RNA. The record is from the annotation of a GenBank genome assembly. NCBI's taxonomy places the organism in Eukaryota, Fungi, Ascomycota, Sordariomycetes, Hypocreales, Bionectriaceae.